Molecule: messenger RNA, 535 nt
Organism: Phycomyces blakesleeanus NRRL 1555(-)
Lineage: Eukaryota; Fungi; Mucoromycota; Mucoromycetes; Mucorales; Phycomycetaceae
Exons: 2
Coding region: 175-495 (106 amino acids)
Source: RefSeq, a predicted model, not a curated record
CCUCUCAUUAAGAUGUAAAAAUCUACAGCAUAUGACUUUGAACACUUUGUGCAUUAUGGGAUCUAUCUGUGAAAAAACCGGAUCACAUCAAACCAAGAAACAGAUUUAUAUGAUUUUAGUCGUCCGACCCUCUUGUUUCAAUUAAACGAUGCCACAUUAUCAGAUGAGAAUAAGAUGGGCUCAAAAUACCCUACAGUAGCAAUAUAUACUAUCGAUUGGCUCUACACAUAUUUGGGCCCUUUCAAUUCUAAGAUAUAUGAGCUAAGGACUGGAAGACUUUCAAAGAAAGAAGCCGAUAUCGCACUUGAAUACUAUCAAAUCUUUCGGUACAAUAAUAGCAACCAGCUACUACAAUAUAGUAGACUAUAUGGUAUAGACUACCAAUAUAUCUGUAACAAAUGCGAACUUGACAAAAGAUAUGGCGAAUUGAGGUUUGGCAAGGUUGAAUUUGAUCCUGUUGUAUUAUAUCCGUUGUACCAUGGUCCCUUUUUGUAAUAAACUAAGAUGAGAUAUAAAACGAAAGUAAGAGACACGC